Messenger RNA from Metopolophium dirhodum (rose-grain aphid), 2617 nucleotides. Its product is annotated as protein spartin. The transcript has 6 exons. Bases 339 to 1790 code for a protein of 483 amino acids. Gene Ontology annotation, biological process: cell division; negative regulation of BMP signaling pathway. The record is from RefSeq and is a predicted model, not a curated record. Gene Ontology annotation, cellular component: plasma membrane. Lineage: Eukaryota; Metazoa; Arthropoda; Insecta; Hemiptera; Aphididae.
UUGUUAUUAUGUGUUUCAGUCUUCAGUGUUCAUCCCACGUCAGGCUACGACUCGCGCCCAAUCACGCGUUAUCACUGACAGGAUAAGACAUUUCAAAUUUCGAUUUUCAGCGUUUUCCGUCCGUGCGAGGUCAAGGAACGCGAACCGAGUCAUUACGAAACAUUUCACAAUAUUCGAUCUGCUGUGAUAACGUCGCUUUCAUUUCUAGUCGUUGUAGUCGUGAGCAUAACUCGUAACAACCGUAAGUCAGUUGUCACUUGUCUUGAAUCCUGACCACAACGACAAUCGACGCCGAUAUUUUUGAAUUUUGUUUUGUGCUUGGCUCAACUCCCGGAAAAAUGGCCGGUCCUGGUGAAACCGCCGAACUCUACGGUCGCGUGAAAGCCGCCACGGACAAGUUUUUCGUCACUCUGCGCGAAGCCAGGAAUCUUGAGUCUCAAGGCAAAACGAAUCUGGCUUUGCUGGAGUACGAACAGUGUCUGAACAUCAUCGACAAUGUCUUCUCGGUUCCACUGACUCAUCCGACCGACCUGAGUCUUGAAUGGACAGAGGUUGACAACAUACUACAGUACUUGAAAACCGAAAAAAAAGAGAUUUUAAACCGUAUCGUUGAGCUGCAAAGGGAUAGUGGUUCUAACAUGGCCGCUGACUGCAGGCCAAUGCAAAGUCCUCCAUCAUAUCAAGAAGCCACACGUUCGGACGAAGAACAAUCUUAUAUUUCAGAACCUCCAGUCUCGUACAACCAGUUAUCAGCAAUGCUCAAUGACUUACGUGUCGACAUUGAACAGAGUUCAAUGGCAAUCCUAUUAGUUAGCUGUGAUAAUUCGCAAGUAUUUUUCAUUGCCGCUGAUGGUCAAGUAACAUCGCCAUCAGAGAAAUCAAAUGUUAAAAUUUUUAUGCUCGAAGGUACAAAUGCAGAAAGCACACGGCGAUAUUUCCUUUGUAUUGAGGAUAUUUACUAUCCACUUGUCGCCAAUGGUUCACCAUGUCUUCGAACAGAGUUUGGGGCAUUUUUGUUUCCUGAUAUUGAAAAUAGAGACUCAGCUAUUGGUGUGUUGGUUCUUCCAGAACAUUUGGAACUUUUCACAGAUGUAUUAGAAGAUAUACUUAAAAAAUCAUUGAGAAAAGAGUCUGAAAAGGCCCGAGAAAAAGGUCACAACAUCUCAGCACACAUUGUUAAGGGAGCUACUUUUCUAUCAAACGGAUUAGUGAAGGGGGCUGAAAAAACAACAAAUUUCAUGAACAACUCCACUCCUGGUUUACUCAAUUACAUUAAACCUUCUCAAAGUGAUACAAAUGUCUGCUCUCCCAUGAAAAAAGGUGUUAAAGUUGCUAAAAAUGUGACGGGUACUGCUGCAGAUGUAACAUGUUAUGUCGCUGGAAAAAUAGGUACAGCGUCAUGUGUUAUUGGAAAAUUUCUCGCACCACAUGUUCAUAAAGGCGGAACUAAGAUUUUGACGGGUGUUACUAAUAUGGACAAAAAUGAAGCUUCCCAGAAAAUGACAAAUGUAUUUGAUAUAGCGGCUGGUGCAAUUGAAGGUUUUAGCAUCGUCUAUGAUGGACUUGAGAAAUCUGGGAUAAUGCUGGGUAACAGUAUUUCAAACAAUACUGUUCUUAUAGUUCAUCACAAAUUUGGCAAUAACGUUAGUGAAGUGACUCAGGACACAUUUGAAACAGUUGGCCAUGGGUUACGAUUCACUAGAAGUGUUAAGGAGUUAGGUCCCAAAAAUAUUGUAAAAUCUACUGUUAAAGAAACUGGACGUGCCAUGAUGGUACCAGAGAAUGAUUAGAAUAUUUUCUGUGACUAUGGAACCUAUAGGUAUGAAACCUUUCUGUGAUUAGCAUUUUAUAUCUUUAUUGUUGUUAAUUUCAUAAUUUGAUUAUCAAAUAAUCAAAAUUAUUUUUAUACAAAAAUGUUACAAAAAAAAAAUAUGUUGGUGUGAUAGAUGUAUUAUUAUAAUUAUUAUUUUUAAUGUUACUUCUUAAACAACAAAUUUUUAGUAAAUCUUAUAAGUAUAUUGCUUAUAAAUCAAACUAGUGCAGAUACUAUGAAUUAUAUUGUUGAAACUUUAUAGUUUAUACAAUUUUAUACCGGGUUUGGAUUGUUACAAAUAUAAUAAUUGUUGGUUAUUGGUAGAUAUUUUCAUAAAAUACAUAAAAUUAAAAUGUUUAUGAAAACUGUGUUCUUUUUUUCUUCGAUAUAACUUUUUUUUUAAUAUAGUAACAAUAAAUUAUUAACCAGAGAUGAAUUUUAUCUUGUUUACAAUUUCAUUAUAGGUAUGUUGUUAUCAUAAUUUGUGUAUGGGAGCACAUUUUAACUUGAUAUUUUUUAAAUUAUGUUGUAACUUAUAAUAUAGUUAAUAAUAUAGGGGCUUAUAUUAAUCACAUUUCAAGCUAUGUUUUUUUUUUCUGACAAUAUUUUCUACUAUUAUUUAUAUUAUUUUCUAAACAUUAUUUAUUAUAUAUUUAACAUUUAGAUUAAAUAACUCUAAAUAAUUUAUAAAGUUACAACAUUUAUUUCAGUUUUGUCUAAAACAUACUAUCUAUAUUGAAAUUGUUUUAAUGUGUUGAACCCUUAUCUUCUUUUAAAAGAAAAUAAACAUAAACAUCUCCUUCA